Molecule: messenger RNA, 3455 nt
Organism: Esox lucius (northern pike)
Lineage: Eukaryota; Metazoa; Chordata; Actinopteri; Esociformes; Esocidae
Gene: rcan3
Product: regulator of calcineurin 3
Exons: 4
Coding region: 284-880 (198 amino acids)
Biological process (GO): calcium-mediated signaling
Cellular component (GO): nucleus; cytoplasm
Molecular function (GO): nucleic acid binding; calcium-dependent protein serine/threonine phosphatase regulator activity
Source: RefSeq, a predicted model, not a curated record
GUAGGCGUGCAGGGAUAAACGAAAGGCGCUGCGGAUGACGUCAAUGUUGUGCUUGAGCGCGCUGGUUGGUGCGCUCGCGAAUCUCUCUAGCACUCUACGUCGGAGCGGUGCGGGAGAGCGAGCGAGAGUUUGCCGCCGCAGCAUCGCACCCAAACUGGCAGGACACGCCACCUUAUCGAAGAAAAAAAAAACAUUGAAUCACCUGCGAGGCUGUGACUACACUUUCUGUAAAGCAGACAAGGAACCAACGAAACAUUUUAUUUCUUCAUAGCUACGAAAGGGAAUGCCAUCCAUAAAUAUGAAACUGGAGAUGGUGACCAUCAUCGCCUGUGAGGUAGACACCGAGGUGUUUACCUCCGACAAAAUGCAGGAGCGGUUCGAGGCCUUGUUCAGGAUCUAUGACGAGCAGACGUCCUUCCAGAUGUUCAAGAGCUUCAGACGAGUUCGCAUCAGCUUCAGCACUCCGGAGGCGGCCGCACAAGCUCGUAUCGAGCUCCACGAGACAGAGUUCAACGGGCAGCAGCUCAAGCUUUACUUUGCCCAGGUCCAGAACUCUGGGGAGGACCUGGACAAGUCGUACCUGGCCCCUCCGGCGCCCGUCAAACAGUUCCUGAUCUCCCCCCCCUCCUCCCCGCCAGUGGGCUGGAGCCAGAGUGAAGACGCCACGCCCGUCAUCAACUAUGACCUGCUGUGUGCUGUGGCCAAGCUGGGACCAGGAGAGAAGUACGAGCUCCACGCCGGCACGGAGUCCACCCCCAGCGUUGUGGUUCAUGUGUGCGACAGCGACGCGGAGGACGACGGCGAUGAAGCGCGGCCCAAGCAGAAGCAGCAGAUGGUCCAGACCCGACGCCCAGACGGCCCGUCGCAAGUCCUCAACUAGGACUGCCCGGCUCGGGACGGCGCUCCUGGGACCCCGACACACACGCACUCAGACUCCGCAGGCGCAGAGCACAGCAAGACAACGCCCCUCAUUUCAGCUCAACCAAAAACAAACGAGACAGACAUUUUGCCGGUGUUUGCGGAAGGAGCAUGACUACUGGAAGGGAUGAGGCGGCCCGGCCCGUAUGGAUGACGGAUGAUGACGAACUCAUCCCAACCAAAUGAAAGGGAGGGGGACGGGGCCUAACCCUUGACCCAUGACCCCUCAGCCGGGGGGGGGGGCGAUAAUGUAACCCUGUGUCCUCUUAAAGCAGAGGCACCCUCUCAUAGUCAUCUGUAGUACUGCUUUAGUGGUUUAGCUUGUCUUGACUUCCUCCUUCCUGUCAUUGGUUCGUUGUGCCGCGCUUUGGUCUUCGGGGACACGCAAUACCUCCGAUAAGAGAUUUUCCUUUUCAUACUUUCUUUUUUUUAUAUAUAUACAUUUUUUAAUUGUUGUUGUUGUUGUUGUUGGUCUCUUUUGUCAUAUUAGCAGAUUGGUGGUUUCUGCUAACACGGAACCAGGAUUGGUGGUUUCUGCUAACACAGAACCAGGAUUGCUGGUGUUACCCUUCUCGUCCGCAUGUAUAUUUGAGAAAAAUACUCAUUACAGAGACUUGAAUACUAAACUGCUGUAUAAAACAAAGGAACUUAUCAAGGUCACACGCUACAUUUCAACAGGUUGGCCUGUGAUAACACAGCUGAGGUGGUUUUAGCGUUCUAUAUUAUUCAUUUCUACGCUCUGAUUGUCCCUUUUUGUCUAUCGGAGAGAGUUUUUUUGCUGAGUUCGAUGUGUCAUUCUUCCUAACCUGUAUUUGAUACCACAAACAGUCUUUUUUUUUUUGCAUGCAUAUUAAUAUACUUGUUGAGCAUUUUAUACUGGAAGAUGGGGAAAUGGAAAGAAGGUUUUCAUGGCACGCCCGUCUACAGUCUUGUGGUGUCCUGUAGUAGGGGGAGAGGUUAGCUGAGACGAAGUAAAAGAGACAUUCACACUGUUAGUUAAGGCCUGAAAUUUGGGCUCCUGGACAGCAGUAAAAGCUCAAGGGAAUCUACUAGAUUCUUGACAUUUUCAGAGGGUAUUUCCGAUAGAUUUUUCCAGUAAAGUUUUUUUAAUUUUCUUUAUAGAUGUCUGUUCUUUCUUAUUCCGAGACCUAUAUUGCUUGUUUUGCACAAAAUAACUCUAGGGAUAUACUGGAGGAAACAACUAGCUAGAGGCUGCUUUUCAUUUAAUGCUGUAUAUAGCGGAAUGGUCAGUAGGUGGAAAUGGUCCAUUUAGAUUUCAGUGAAAGACAUUAAGCAUUGCCGAGAAAUUGAAAAGGGUUCCUUAUCCUCCUUUGUACAGUAUUGCCUCCGCGUUGCAGCACAAACCAUUGGGAACUCGAUAAACUAAAGUGAAAUAAUAUUUUUUAUUUUGUCCGAUUUGGAGUAGGCCUACUGCUGCGUUUGUUGGAUCCUCCCUCAACAAAUCCAUGAUCCAUGAUCCACUUCACAACUCCUCAACAAACGAUAAACAUUUGAAAUUGUGCUUUUAGAUUUUACUUUUAAACCUACCCGAGGUAUCGUAGUCAUAACCAUUUACGAAAUGAGUAUGAAAUGACACGUGCGCUCGAGUGCCUGUCUUUUAGUUAUUUGAUGCAUUAAAAUGUCCGUUUUGUCACAGACACAUUUGUCUCCACUGCUCCACAUUUCAUAUCCAUCCUGAAAGUGCGUUUUGAAUCCAGUCUUCUUUUUUUUUUUUACCCUGUAGAAGUGCAACUGUUGGGGUUUGUUGUUCACCACCGUAAAUCUGGAUCUCGGGACCCUUACCCAUAUCCAUGUUGAACAGAACGACUUUUUUAUUUUUAUUAUAUUAGCGAACAAAAGAUGGUCUCUUUCUCUCUGCAUGCCAGCACUUUAUUGUCAGACCUUGUGUUUCUACUUCCUGUGUAUGCAGUCAUGCUACACAGUAUAUUUAAUUAAUGAUUUUGAACUUGUCUAUUUUUCAAGAUGUACACCAGGGUAGCCUUCUCACCAGCAGAGCCGAAAGAGUCCAAAACUUUAACAAUAAAAAAGGCCCUGAAUUCCACCUCUCGCUGAUGGUGUUUGAAGGUAUGGAUACGAGUGUGUGACUGAUGAAUAGGUCUAUCGAGAGAGAGGGGAUGUUGUCUUUUUGGGGGGAUGGUUGGUUGUGAAACCACGGAACAAAUGUCUCUUGCAGUUUCUGUCCCUGGGGCAGCUUUGUUCUCUCAGUGGACUUAUACCAUCCAAGCUGCCCAGCAGAUGUUGAAAUGGACUAUAUUGGCAUUGCCAGUUUUUUGUUGUUGUGCUGACUGGUGAAAAGGUUGGUGACUGAUGACAAUGAUUAUUAACUUGUCGAUGAUGCUUUGGUGUUUUUUACCGUCUGCUGUGUCCAUCUUUGAACCUGGGUGCAUUUUUGGUCACAGUUCAAAAGAGAAAAUGUAUAUUCAUGUAUAUAUGCCAAGUGCUUUCAUUUGCUGAAGCCGGUUUCAGUGUGCAGUUUCAUUGGUUGGGCUUUUAUUUCAUGUUGAUGUAAAAAAAAA